AUCCUGUGUGAAGCUUUACGUCACCUAGAUGUUGACGUUACGUACUACGCAACGUGCCCCUGUGGUUUUGACUGAGCGACCCCAAGUGCGAAGCUGCCAACGCCCGGCAUAGAGGCUGCUCUAUUGAGAGGAAACGAUCUUGAAUGAGCCCAGUGGAACCUAACAGAACGCAGCUAUGCAGACGAUUAAGUGCGUUGUAGUGGGUGACGGUGCUGUGGGUAAAACCUGUCUCCUCAUCUCCUACACAACCAACAAAUUCCCCUCCGAGUAUGUGCCCACGGUGUUUGAUAACUAUGCAGUAACGGUCAUGAUCGGUGGUGAACCCUACACCCUAGGAUUAUUUGAUACUGCAGGUCAGGAGGACUACGACAGGCUACGGCCCCUGAGCUACCCCCAGACCGACGUCUUCUUAGUCUGCUUCUCCGUCGUCUCGCCUUCCUCCUUCGAAAACGUUAAAGAGAAGUGGGUCCCCGAGAUCACUCACCACUGUCCGAAGACCCCGUUCCUGCUGGUGGGGACGCAGAUCGACCUGCGGGACGACCCCUCCACCAUCGAGAAGCUGGCCAAGAACAAGCAGAAGCCCAUCACCCCGGAGACGGCCGAGAAGCUGGCCCGCGAUCUGAAGGCGGUCAAGUACGUGGAGUGCUCCGCCCUCACGCAGAAAGGACUGAAGAACGUUUUCGACGAGGCGAUACUGGCCGCCCUGGAGCCCCCAGAACCCAAGAAGAAGCGCAAAUGUCGCCUGUUAUGAGGAGCCCCCCCACCCCACCCCUCCCCCCUCCCCCCUCCCGUUCCCCGUCCUCCUGUACCCCGCUCAAACUGGGCCGCCAGCUUCCUUCUCUAAAUACUACUUUCCGUUUUUACUCCACAGUGAAGAUACACUCAGAAUGCUUAGUGAACCCGCAGCACUGCCGCACAGGGCGGAGCGGGUGAGCCGCGGGUGUGUACGGGCUGCCUCUCCGUGUCUGUGUCCCUGUUAGCGCUCGUUAGCGUAGCGCCGCAGCGGGCUAGCGAGGUGCUUAGCGUGAUCACACUCCUGUCGUUUAUGCCGCUUCGCAGUGACUCUUAUUGUGAUGUGAUUCACUCGCCGGGGGGGGGGGUUGGGUGUGAGCAGGGACAGGGGGGGUUGGAUGUGUUUAUCCGAAGUGCCACAUUGGACACGCACACACACACACAAACUAACGUGCGCGCGCACACACACAAACGCACACAGAACCGCGCGCACACAGAAGAUAGCCCCUUGUUGCAGGGGUUGGGCUCAGUUGUAACAGCAGUCCUCAUAGGAUUCCACAACCCAGCACAGGAGCUGAUUCCUAAUGUUUGUCAUUAUAUAUAUAUAUAUAUAUAUAUAUAUACACACACACACAUGCACCUACAUAUAUACAUAUAUAAACACACACAUAUAUGUGUGUAUAUAUAUAUGUACCAUCAUUAGUAAUCAGUUCCUUCACUCACAGAAUUUCAAUAUUUAACAGUCUCACUGCCCCGCCUACAUUCAGUACUGUAUGUCCAAGCAUUUCAGGAGGCCUCCUCAGAGGGGGGGGUUUCAUUUUUUUUUUUUUUUAAUGUUUAUUUUAAUGGAUAAUGGCUCCCCUAUCUAAACCAAUGGGUGGAUGAAGAGUGUAUAUGGGGGAGCCUGUUGGCACACACACACACACACACACACACACCUGCAUCAGUGCCCCCUUUAGACCACUUGAAGGAAGUACACGCGGUGACUGACUAGUAUUUUAUUUUCUGAGAUCGAUUGAAUUCCUUUGUUUUUUUGUUUGUUUUUUUUUGUAAGAUGUGUCUUAGCAGAUCGGAGGCGGUGUGUGACUGACUGAGGUUGCCUAGCAGCAGGGACCUUUGAUAGUGUUAGCGGGAUGAGAGGCGUGUCACCGCGGUGACAGGGACCAAGCGAAAUUACAGCCCCCAGGUUUCUCUGCUCAGAUUAACACAAUUAAUCAUUUAAGCUGUUCGAAAAAUGAAAGAAAAAUGACUGGACUCCAGUGUUAUACUUUUUUUUAAAAUUUAUUUUACCAAGUUUCUGUUUUUUUUUUUGUUUUUUGUUUUUCGUUUGAGCAGUUAUUUUGUCAUGAUAUUUUCCACAUCUUUCACCAGCUCCGUCUUACGGCUUUUUUUUCAUGGUAGGAAACCAAAUGGUUUGAUGCAUGAUUUUUUUUUUUUUUUGUUUUUGUUUUUUUGUAUGUGCAUUAUUUUCAAAAAAAAGUUUUUAUUAAACAUCUACCUUAAUGGC
Molecule: messenger RNA, 2239 nt
Organism: Anguilla rostrata (American eel)
Lineage: Eukaryota; Metazoa; Chordata; Actinopteri; Anguilliformes; Anguillidae
Product: cell division control protein 42 homolog
Exons: 6
Coding region: 176-751 (191 amino acids)
Biological process (GO): Cdc42 protein signal transduction; modification of synaptic structure; endocytosis
Cellular component (GO): dendritic spine
Molecular function (GO): GTP binding; protein kinase binding; GTPase activity
Source: RefSeq, a predicted model, not a curated record